Dromaius novaehollandiae (emu) is the source of this 4896-nucleotide messenger RNA. RefSeq names its product RTF1 homolog, Paf1/RNA polymerase II complex component (gene RTF1). The transcript has 18 exons. Gene Ontology annotation, molecular function: DNA binding; RNA polymerase II C-terminal domain phosphoserine binding. Gene Ontology annotation, cellular component: Cdc73/Paf1 complex. The coding region runs from base 37 to 2196 and encodes 719 amino acids. NCBI's taxonomy places the organism in Eukaryota, Metazoa, Chordata, Aves, Casuariiformes, Dromaiidae. The record is from RefSeq and is a predicted model, not a curated record.
CGGCCCCUCCCCCGCGGGCGGGGCGGCGCGCUGCGCAUGCUCGGUGCCCUUUGUGUCCCGGUCGGGCGGGCGGCGCGGGGCAGGCCGGGCCGCUCGCAGCGCCGCGCCGUGCCGUGCCGUGCCGUGCUGUGCCGUGCAGCGCCGCGCCGCGCCGGCCCGCCGGCGGCGGGGGCCGGCUCCGCCAUGGUGAAGAAGCGGAAAGGCCGCGUCCUCAUCGACUCCGACACCGAGGACAGCGGCAGCGAGGAAAACCUGGACCAGGAGCUCUUGUCACUGGCCAAACGGAAACGCAGUGACUCUGAAGAGAAGGAGCCACCUGUGAGCAAACCUACAGCAUCUUCAGACUCUGAGACAUCAGAUAGUGAUGAUGAGUGGACUGUUGGAGGUUCUAAAAACAAAAAGAAGGGAAAAGUGGGUAAGGCAGAGAAGAAAGGAGCCAUGAAGAAACAGACAAACAAAGCUGCCUCUUCAGGCAGCUCAGAUAAAGACAGCUCAGCUGAGAGCUCGGCACCUGAAGAGGGAGAAGUGUCUGACUCGGAAAGCAACAGCUCCUCAUCUAGCUCAGAUUCAGAUUCUUCAUCUGAAGAUGAGGAGUUCCAUGAUGGCUAUGGGGAAGAUCUGAUGGGAGAUGAGGAAGACCGAGCUCGACUAGAACAAAUGACAGAGAAGGAGAGAGAGCAGGAGUUAUUUAACCGGAUAGAGAAGAGAGAAGUACUAAAGAGAAGAUUUGAAAUCAAGAAAAAACUAAAAACAGCAAAAAAGAAAGAAAAGAAAGAGAAAAAGAAAAAGCAAGAGGAAGAGCAAGAGAAGAAAAAGCUCACACAGAUCCAGGAAUCCCAGGUCAUGUCACACAACAAAGAGCGGCGAUCAAAGCGGGAUGAGAAACUAGACAAGAAAUCUCAGGCAAUGGAGGAGCUAAAAGCAGAAAGAGAGAAAAGGAAGAACAGAACAGCUGAACUGCUUGCAAAGAAACAACCGUUAAAAACCAGCGAAGUAUACUCUGAUGACGAAGAGGAGGAGGAGGACGAUAAGUCUAGUGAGAAAAGUGAUCGCUCAUCUAGAUCUUCAUCCUCUGAUGAAGAAGAAGAAAAAGAAGAAAUUCCUCCUAAAUCCCAGCCAGUGUCCUUGCCUGAAGAACUCAACCGAGUACGGUUAUCGCGACACAAGCUGGAACGCUGGUGUCACAUGCCCUUCUUUGCCAGGACAGUCACUGGCUGCUUUGUCCGUAUUGGCAUUGGAAAUCACAAUAGUAAGCCUGUUUAUCGGGUCGCUGAAAUAACUGGUGUGGUAGAGACUGCAAAAGUUUACCAGCUUGGUGGUACCCGGACAAACAAAGGAUUACAGUUGCGGCAUGGCAGUGAUCAGCGCGUGUUCCGUUUGGAGUUUGUCUCAAAUCAGGAAUUUACUGAAAGUGAGUUCAUGAAGUGGAAGGAAGCGAUGUUCUCUGCUGGGAUGCAGCUACCCACACUAGAUGAGAUAAACAAGAAGGAAGUGUCCAUCAAAGAAGCCCUCAACUACAAGUUCAAUGACCAGGACAUCGAGGAGAUUGUGAAAGAGAAGGAAAGGUUCAGAAAAGCCCCUCCAAAUUAUGCCAUGAAGAAAACUCAGCUUUUGAAGGAGAAGGCCAUGGCUGAGGACUUGGGGGACCAAGAUAAGGCCAAACAAAUUCAAGAUCAGCUUAACGAACUUGAGGAGAGAGCAGAGGCCCUGGAUCGUCAACGAACAAAAAACAUUUCUGCCAUCAGUUACAUCAACCAGAGGAAUAGAGAAUGGAAUAUUGUGGAGUCUGAGAAGGCUCUUGUGGCUGAAAGUCACAGCAUGAAAAACCAACAAAUGGAUCCCUUUACUAGGCGGCAGUGCAAGCCCACGAUAGUGUCUAAUUCCAGAGAUCCUGCUGUCCAAGCUGCCAUCCUUGCACAGUUAAAUGCAAAAUAUGGAUCUGGUGUGUUACCAGAUGCUCCAAAGGACAUGAGUAAGGGUCAGGGGAAGGAUAAAGAUGUGAACUCUAAAUCAGCCAAUGACCUCUCAGAAGAUCUUUUUAAAGUGCAUGACUUUGAUGUAAAGAUUGAUCUUCAGGUUCCCAGCUCAGAGUCUAAGGCGCUGGCCAUCACCUCCAAGGCUCCACCAGCAAAAGAUGGCGCCCCUCGGCGAUCACUGAACUUGGAGGACUACAAAAAGAGGAGGGGGCUUAUUUGAGCAUGCCCACUCUGCUGCUUCUGAUCCUGCAUGCUCCAUGAUGAUGUCCUACCUUUUCUUCCUCCCUUUUCAAUUCUCCCGUCUGGAUUGGAGCAGCAAUGGAGCUGGGAAGAGACUCUUUAAAACUGCCAGUCAUCUGUACCAUAAACCAUUCAACUAUUUACUGUAUAGACCUCCCUUCUUGCCCUUUCCUUCUGCCCCCCUCACGAAUGUGGAUCUGUGCUAUUUGGGGUUUUCCCAUUUCUUUUAGUUUGAGUUUUGUUUUUAUUUUGUUGAUGCAGCUCGUUGGUCCACUCUGUGUUCAGUAUUAGCCUGAGGUCUGGAUUUCCAUAGGAAUCUCUUUGGUGGUCACAGAAUCAGCACUUGGUGAUCUCCCCUUACAUACCACCGCAGGCAUGGUGAAUAAACAUUGGCGCAAGACCUUUGUGGCUGGAAGGUCAUCUGCACUUUCUUCCUCCUCUUCUUCCUCCUUCAUCCUAGCUCUGGAGAAGGGAAUCUUCAAAAACUGGCUUAGGUUCAAAGUGUAAAUUUUUUUGGGAGGGUUGUGUGACUUUUUUUCAGGUGUUUUUUAUCAUUUUUAAGCUGCAGUACUAUUUGUAUCCGUCUGUCACAGUUCUUUACGGCUGUUUUGAAUUUCUACCAGCUGUACUUGAGCAUCUGAAAUUGCAAGAAAGAAACUCAUUAAAUGUGAUUCUUCUUACUAAAACGGCUUGGCUGAUAUAGCUGUUUAACUUCAUGUUCCCUUUUUUUGCUUACACUUAACUGAUGAGAGAUGUACAUAGCUCUUGAUGUGAGACUUGUCAUCUAUAGCACAUCUGGAGUCUCCAGCCGUAACUGAGUGGAGUAGCUCUAUAUGGGAUGCCCCUGGGGUGCUCGUUGGUUGGGAUUUAACGUCUUCUCCAAGCCUCCAAUAUCACAUAUUUCUUAAGUCAUCUUGUCUUCACUGGGUUCCAGCUAACUUUUUGUUUCCUGCUUUGUGAACCAUUUAAACCUGGCUUCUAUAAACAAACAAAAAAUUUAAAAACAGUUGCUUUGUGUGAAAGGGGAAGGACACAAUAGUAGAAAGGUCAGUGGGUAACGUACAAGAGCAGUAGCUGAUGCACAUUUUUCAUACAAACUGGUACACGUGGAGUGCAACACUAGCACAAAAAUUGUAUGGCUUUAUGGAAUGUUUGACUGGACACAAGGUGACAGCUCAAUUAUCACUCAGGUGUAAAAAAUCAAAUUGUAAAUAUAAGUGACAUUUAAAAAAGAGCUUUUCCAAACAAGAUACAACUGAAUAUAUGGAGCUAAGAACUAAAUUAAAAGAAAAUUAGAAAUCUUGCAGGUCAGAGGCCCUCGUUCAGGUAAGCAUGCAAGCACAUGUUUGUUCCUACUCAGGCCAGUACCUAUAUGCUAACUUAAGCACUGAACUGGAUAGGAAUGUUUCUGGGGGACCCUGAAGAGGGAAAAUGCUGAUGCUCUUCCUAUGUCAGAGCAUUACUAUUUUUCUGAAAUCAUACACUGGUUAUUUUUAAACCUGUGUUUGAUGCUUUCUUGUUGGAUUCUUAAUGAAAUUUUAAUCUAGUUCUUAUAUUUAACUUUCUCUUAUUCCUUUUUUUAAUGGUAGUUUAAAAAAAUCAUGUAAUUGUGUGCAGAUUGAUAUUAUGAACUGUGUAUAAAAUGAAAAUCAACCUAUGAAGCAGCUCUUAGCUACCAUGUAAACAAAUAAUUAGGGAUCCUUCAAUGCUUAUUUACUGAAUAGUCCAUAAUUCUAGGAUUCACAUGGAUUAUUCUGUAAAUAUGUAAUCAUAGACUGUUUUAUUUGAUGGCCUAUUUUAGCAGCUUCUUUGGAGUUGUUGUAGGCUCUUGCGUAUGUGUACUUCUAACUUUAAGAGUGGAUUUAUGGAAUCUGCCAUGGUAACUUCAUACGAGACGUCAUAAUCCACUGUGUAGAUGUGCAUUUGAUACAAUUUUGGUUUUGCAACAGCUUCAAUGAUGUUACAGAUUUGUAAUAAAAAAAAUUUAAAACUGGCUAUUGCAAAUUAAGUUUCAAAAUAAUCGCCCUAUGAUGCUUUUCAGAAAUAAUUGCGAAAUCAUGAAUUGUAGAUCUUGCUUUGCUCACAGAAAUGCCUCAGAGCUUUGGGGUGCAGUGAAAAAUGGUCUCUGAAGGUAAAAUUAACUCAGAUUCAGUAUUUUUAAUAUGCUUGCCCUUGAUGUAUUGGUUUUAGCAGACUUUUACAUUUUGGUAAGAUGUGAAUAGGCUGUGCAGUCAAAGUGCUGGCGAGAUCCGUACAGUGUUGCAACUAACUGUUAGUGCAGAUAACCAAAAUGGAGGAGAUGCCAUGAGUUUAGAAUGCAGGUUUGAAUGAUGUGACUAUGUCCUAGUUAUCUGCAACUAUGAAACUCCAACUUAUCUUCUCAAAAUCUCUGGAUUCUGCUGAAAUACUGUUUUUGAGAAAGGCAACAGUCAGAAAGUCAUCAUGCAAACCUUUUAUGUUAAGAAUAAUACAUCAAGAAAGUACUUUUCUUGAAUAGUUACAGAACUGUGUAUGAAAGCUGUAAUCUUUUUUUCCUUUAAGUGCAUGUAAAGGUGAGUGACUAUACCUCCCGCUCUUUAGAGGGGGAGAGAUUUGUUUGCUUUGUUUCAUUGGUGUUCUAGCAUAGUUCAUUACAAAUGUACAGACUUCUAUAAAUAAACUUGGUUUGUUGGUUUAAUAA